Molecule: messenger RNA, 4385 nt
Organism: Aphidius gifuensis
Lineage: Eukaryota; Metazoa; Arthropoda; Insecta; Hymenoptera; Braconidae
Gene: flz
Product: serine protease filzig
Exons: 6
Coding region: 46-3453 (1135 amino acids)
Biological process (GO): proteolysis
Molecular function (GO): serine-type endopeptidase activity
Source: RefSeq, a predicted model, not a curated record
UGUUUUUUUUUUCUGUGUUAAUAAUAAUUUAUUUCAAAAAAUACAAUGAAUCUAUUGACUUACAGAAUUAUCAUGGCACAUGAAAAAUAUAUUUGUCUUCUGGUCUUGUACCUCAGCACAGUAUCAGCAUUUUCUAUCGACUACAAAAAUGAGAGACAAGGUAAAAAAUUAUUUGGUGGUUACAGAAUUUCAGCAAAGACUUGUCAAUCAACAAAUCCUGGUAAAAUAAAAUCAUCUAGUUUGCCAAGAUGUAUGUUUAAUGAUGAAUGUAGUCAUAGAAAUGGUGAAGUAGUUGGCACUUGUUUGGAUGGUUUUUUAUUUGGUGCAUGUUGUCAAUUACCAUCUGAUGAUCUAUUUGACAAAUUUGAAGGAAUCGAUCAUUCUCCAGAUAUUCCAAUACUUCUAAAACCAGAUGGUACACCAAUUGGCUCAAAAAUUGAGGAUUAUAAUACAAAAUCAACACCAUCAGAUGCAUUUUUACAGUCACAAGUAACUGAAUUACAGAAUAAAUUUCCAGUUUUUCUUGAACAUCAAACAGUUAUGAGUGAUCUCUCAUUGCCUAAUUUGCUGAGUUACACAGGCAAUAAUGAUAUUCAAGAUCAUCAAUUACCAGAAUCAAUAAGUCCCGUAACAACAUUACACAGCCCGAAUCAAGUAUUACAAAUUGCUGAUACUGUUGAUCAACUACCAGAAUUAUUUUCACAAGCUAUUAGUCAACGUAAUCAUACACCAGCUGAUACAAUAUUGCUAAAUAAAAAUGGCAGUGUAUUAACAGAUAAUGAAAAUGAUAAUAUUGAACAAUUAUUUGUCCCAAUUAUCAAUCAUAGUUCACAGUCAUCAAGUCAUUAUUUAUCAACAGAAGGUAUACAACAGCCAUCUGAGAGUACAACAAAAUCAGCAGGAACAACAAAAUACUAUAAUUCUUAUACUACAGGAUCAGAUAUGAUAACAAAACCUGGACUUGUUAGAGUAUCAACAAUAACAACUGAUAAUAAUAAAAAACAUGAUGAUACAAUGGAACGUGAAGAAAUUGCAAUACAUCAUAUAAUAUCAAUAUUGAAUAAUAAUAGUAACCCCAUUGGUGGAUCGAAUUAUGAUAACAAUAGAAUACCACCACACCGUGAUUCAGUACAACAAAUAAAUUCAAAUUCUAAUAAUGCUGGUUCUUUGGUUCAUACAUGGGUAACAGUUGAAGAUACAUCACUGCCAUCAACAAGCUCUGAAACGUUUCCUUAUACAUACAUCAGACCAACAACAAAACCAACAAAUUUUUAUUACUAUGAUACAGCACCAUCAUCAACAACAAUAAGGCCACCAUCAACUGGAUCAACAAGACCAGCUAGUUUUAACAAUGGUAAUUCAGGAACAAGUUAUGGCAGUUCAUCCUCAAUUUAUUCAUACACAACAAGACCAACAACAAAUCCGCCAGCACCAACAGUCAUUGUACUUGGACCACUCAGCAAUGAUUACACAACAGUUACAACAUCUAAGCCAUAUACGAAACGUCCAAAUCAUCCAACAUCAUAUACGCGACCGUCAGUGAUAAAUAUAAAGAACAAACCAAACAUUACAACAACAAUAACACAUAAUAUUAGUACAUUUAUCUCAACCGCAAAUUUACCAGGAACUUCUUCAAGUGGUAGUGUUAUGUCAACGAGUUUUAUAAAUGUCAGUAUGAAAGAUAAACCUGCAUCCACCUCAUCAGAAUUACCUGAAAUUAUAACAAAAAAACCAUCAAAUGUUUGGACAACAAUAUCUACCGUAUCUACCAAACCAGCAUUUUUUUUGAAACCAACAAAAAAUGAUUUUGAAUGGCCAAAUGAUGAAUUAACACCUGUUCAAACAAUCGUAUUGCAAACAACAAAAAAACCAUUAUCAUCAUCAACAACAACGAUGGCAGCAAUGACUACAAAACAUCCAACAAUUACACUGCCAUCGUUAUCAUCGUCGUCGUUUUUCUCAUCAAUACCAACAACAACAAAGACAACAACGUCAAAAGAUGACGACGAAACAGCACCACCCGACGAUAUUUCAGCAUUUCCACCAGAUCGAAAUCCAAAUUUAACUAUAACAUCAUCAUCCCAUAAAGACAAAUUACCCGUUAUUAAACUAAAUAAUACUGGUUAUCCAGAUAUCGAAAUUAUAACAGAAAAUGAUAUAACAACACCAAGUUUUAUUGAAGAUGAUGUAUUAGGGAAUAAAGUUGGGGACUUUGUUUUUAAAAUAGUUGAUUCUCUACAGGGUGAUUUUGAAAAUUUACAAGAUGUUGUUUAUUCGAGAAAAAAUGUAACAGAUACUACAGAAACAAUAACAACAACAACGACCACGACUACAACAUUACCACCACCCACUAAAAAACCAACAACAAUUACAAAAAAACCAACAUCAAAACCGACAGUGACAAGAAAACCAACAGUGAGGAAACCAACAAUAAGUAGUACAAGUAAACCAACAAUAAAUAAACCAACAAAGGUUAAACCAAAUUCACAGACUAGUAGUUCAACAACUAAAAAACCAAGUACAAAACGGCCAAAACCAUCAAAAAAACCAACAACACUUUCCAGUACUAUUAUCACAACAACUGAAACCGUAUCAACAUCGGAAAUGAAUAAUUUGAUAACUCAGUCAAGUAGUGCUAACGAUUAUCUAGACGAACCAUUAACAACUCCAGAUUAUCGUCGAGAAUGUGGCGUGAGACCACUGGUCAAGAAAGGAAGAAUUGUUGGGGGUAAAAGCUCGACCUUUGGCGAAUGGCCUUGGCAAGUGCUUGUAAGAGAAUCAACCUGGCUUGGUCUUUUUACGAAGAAUAAAUGUGGGGGUGUACUUAUCACUGAUAAAUACGUAAUAACAGCAGCACAUUGUCAACCAGGUUUCUUGGCAUCUCUCAUAACUGAAUUUGGUGAAUACGAUGUAUCAGGAAAUUUAGAACCACGUAGAAGUGUUACGAGAAAUGUAAAAAGGGUUUAUACUAACCGUGGUUAUAAUCCAUCAACAUUUGAGAAUGAUUUAGCACUUUUGGAAUUAGAAUCACCAAUUCAAUUUGAUGCUCAUAUUGUACCAAUUUGCAUGCCUCCUGAUGAUGCUGAUUAUACUGGACAAAUGGCAACUGUCACUGGUUGGGGACGUUUGAAAUACAAUGGAGGUAUACCAUCAGUUCUUCAAGAAGUUCAAGUACCAAUAAUGGAAAAUUCAGUUUGUCAAGAAAUGUUUAACAAGGCUGAUCAUAAAAAAACUAUCGUUGAAAGUUUUCUUUGUGCUGGAUAUGCGAGUGGCCUCAAGGAUUCUUGCGAGGGGGAUAGUGGUGGUCCUUUGAUGAUUGAAGGUUCCGAUGGCAGAUGGAUGCUGGUUGGCACUGUGUCACAUGGUAUCAAAUGUGCAGCACCUUAUUUACCUGGUGUUUACAUGCGGACAACAUUCUUCAAACCCUGGCUUCAUGCUGUAACGGGUGUUUAAAUGAAAAAAAAAAUUACUAAAAUAAUUGCAAAUUGCUUAUAUUAAAAAAUUAAAUAGCAAAAUUUUUUUUAAAUUCUAGAAAAUAAAAUAAUAUAUUUAUAUAAUAAUAUAGUACAGUUUCUUAGUACAGACUCUGCAUAAAGUGUACAAAGUUAAACUUUCAAUUUUAUUCAAAUUUAAUAAUAUAUAAAUUAUUCAAAACUCGAUCAAGUCACACGAUUACUAUAGAAUAAAUCGUAAAUGCGUAGAUCGUAUAUUUGUAUCGUGUGAAUUACUCAAAAUUAAAUUUGAUAUUUAAAAAAAUAUUGAAAAAAGAAGAAAAACAAUUCUGAAUACAAUGAAAUCAAUUUUGUGUUUCAUUUUGUAAAUAAUUUUAAUUUCAAAUAUUAUUAAUUUAUAUAUACCUUUAUGAAAUUAUUAUUAUAUUUUUAUGUAGUAUAGUAUUAAAUACCAAUGUCUAUUUACUGCUUUUGAUAAAAAAAAUUGUAUUCAAAUUAAAUUUAUGUAUUAAAUUAUUGUUAUAUGGAUGAAAAAAUGAGAGAAUAAGGCAAAGAAAAUUAGAUUUGAAAAUAUAAGAAAAAAAAGUUAAUUAAUUAGCUGAUACAAAAAAGUCAGUAAUAUGCAUUUAUUAUUCACAAAAUCCUGUUGCAUGUUCCGUCUAUAGGUAAAACCUAGAAAUAAAAAAAUACAGGAAAAAAAAAAUGACUAUUAAUACUUGACCUUGAGCUGCAAUCGAGUAAAAUCAAACCCUCAUUUUAGCCAAGUGAGCUUUGUUCACCUGUGCGCAAGAUUACGUUACGUUGUCCAUUAUCAAUUUUGUCCCCUUUAUAGUCCCUCACCGACCCAGCCAGGAAGCACCAGCACGAUCAAUAAAAUGUUCCCAACGUGUUAGAUGUUACGUUGUUGCAACUUAAAAAAAAAAAUUUAAAAGG